Pelodiscus sinensis (Chinese soft-shelled turtle) is the source of this 4244-nucleotide messenger RNA. Lineage: Eukaryota; Metazoa; Chordata; Testudines; Trionychidae. The record is from RefSeq and is a predicted model, not a curated record.
AUGCGCCUCUCUCUCUCUCUCUCUGCUGUGUUUAUGGGAGGGGGAGUAGGGAGGGGGAGAUAGCGCAUGUCUCAUCUCUCAGUGCAGCCGCUAGACGCGCGCACCACCACCAAACUCUCCACCAUCUUUUGCAUGUGCAACAUUUGCAGCCGGACAGAAACCUCUCCCAGGGCUAUGGAGACUGCGGGAAAAAUCCGGCUCGGCAGGAUGGAUUGCUGAAAAACAAUUUUGAAAAAAAAAAUCAAAGAAAAAAGGAAGGAGGAGGGGAAAAAACCCUCUUAUUUUCCCCCCUCCCCAUUUCAUUUAUUUUGAUUCUUAAUUUUGUUUGUAGCCACCUCGUCCUCAAUGCCUCUCUGAGCAGCACCUAGCGAGAGAGAGAGAAGGAGAGACAGAGAGGCAAAAGAGAAGAUGAGGAUUAUUUGCAGACAGCUUGUCUUGUUGUUUUCUGGCUUUUGGGGACUAGCAAUGGGAGCUUUUCCUAGCAGUGUGCAAAUAGGUGGUCUCUUCAUCAGAAACACAGAUCAGGAAUAUACUGCUUUUCGAUUAGCAAUUUUUCUUCAUAACACCAGCCCCAAUGCCUCUGAAGCACCUUUUAAUUUGGUUCCUCAUGUAGACAACAUUGAAACAGCUAACAGCUUCGCUGUAACAAAUGCCUUUUGCUCCCAGUACUCUAGAGGAGUUUUUGCCAUUUUUGGACUGUAUGAUAAGAGAUCAGUACAUACUUUGACCUCAUUCUGCAGCGCCUUGCACAUCUCCCUCAUCACGCCAAGUUUCCCCACCGAGGGCGAGAGUCAGUUUGUGCUGCAGCUGCGACCAUCUUUACGUGGAGCACUCCUAAGUUUGCUGGAUCAUUAUGAAUGGAAUCGAUUUGUCUUCCUUUAUGACACAGACAGGGGUUACUCAAUACUUCAAGCUAUUAUGGAAAAAGCAGGACAGAAUAGCUGGCAAGUCAGUGCCAUAUGUGUGGAGAAUUUUAAUGAUGCCAGCUACAGGAGGCUUUUAGAAGACUUGGAUCGAAGACAAGAAAAGAAAUUUGUUAUAGACUGUGAAAUAGAGAGGCUUCAGAAUCUUUUAGAACAGAUUGUGAGUGUUGGAAAGCAUGUUAAAGGCUACCAUUACAUCGUUGCAAACCUGGGAUUCAAAGAUAUUUCUUUGGAGAGGUUUAUGCAUGGAGGAGCCAAUGUAACAGGAUUUCAGUUAGUAGACUUCAGUACUCCUAUGGUAACUAAACUCAUGCAACGGUGGAAGAAACUGGAUCAGAGAGAAUACCCAGGAUCUGAGAGCCCUCCAAAGUACACAUCUGCUCUGACCUAUGAUGGGGUACUUGUGAUGGCUGAAACGUUCCGUAACCUUAGAAGGCAGAAAAUUGAUAUUUCACGGAGAGGGAAUGCUGGUGAUUGUCUUGCUAAUCCUGCUGCACCAUGGGGCCAGGGGAUUGAUAUGGAGAGAACACUCAAACAGGUUCGAAUACAAGGGCUGACUGGAAACGUUCAAUUUGACCACUAUGGUCGCAGAGUCAACUAUACAAUGGAUGUAUUUGAGCUGAAGAACACCGGCCCUCGUAAGGUUGGUUACUGGAAUGACAUGGAUAAAUUAGUUUUGAUUCAGCAUGAACCUUCACUUGGAAAUGAAACAGCCAUUGAGAACAGAACAGUAGUUGUAACUACAAUUUUGGAAGCCCCAUAUGUUAUGUUCAAGAAAAACCAUGAUACGUUUGAAGGGAAUGACAAGUAUGAAGGAUACUGUGUAGAUCUGGCAUCAGAAAUUGCAAAACAUAUUGGUAUCAAGUACAAAAUUGCCAUUGUCCCUGAUGGAAAAUAUGGAGCAAGGGAUCCAGAAACAAAAAUCUGGAAUGGGAUGGUGGGAGAACUUGUUUAUGGGAAAGCAGAGAUUGCUGUUGCACCUCUGACCAUCACUUUGGUACGAGAAGAGGUCAUUGAUUUUUCGAAGCCUUUUAUGAGUUUGGGGAUCUCCAUUAUGAUCAAAAAGCCCCAGAAAUCUAAACCAGGAGUGUUUUCCUUCUUGGACCCUUUGGCAUAUGAGAUCUGGAUGUGCAUUGUCUUUGCCUACAUUGGUGUCAGUGUAGUCCUGUUCCUAGUUAGCAGGUUUAGCCCAUACGAGUGGCACACUGAAGAGCCAGAAGAUGGGAAAGAAGGACCCAGUGAUCAGCCUCCCAAUGAGUUUGGCAUAUUCAACAGCCUCUGGUUUUCCCUGGGUGCCUUUAUGCAACAAGGAUGUGAUAUUUCCCCAAGAUCCCUCUCAGGUCGCAUUGUUGGAGGUGUUUGGUGGUUCUUCACACUCAUCAUUAUUUCGUCAUACACUGCUAACCUCGCUGCUUUCUUGACUGUUGAGCGAAUGGUCUCGCCCAUAGAAAGUGCAGAAGACCUUGCCAAACAAACUGAAAUUGCAUAUGGAACACUGGACUCAGGGUCAACAAAAGAAUUCUUCAGAAGAUCAAAAAUAGCAGUGUACGAAAAGAUGUGGACCUACAUGAAAUCAGCAGAACCAUCAGUAUUCACUAGGACUACAGCUGAGGGAGUAGCCCGUGUUCGCAAAUCCAAGGGCAAGUUUGCCUUCCUCCUGGAGUCCACCAUGAACGAAUACAUUGAACAGCGAAAGCCGUGUGACACCAUGAAAGUGGGAGGAAAUCUGGAUUCGAAAGGCUAUGGCGUAGCCACACCCAAGGGUUCUCCAUUAAGAACUCCUGUAAACCUUGCCGUUUUGAAACUCAGUGAGGCAGGCGUCUUAGACAAGCUGAAAAACAAAUGGUGGUACGAUAAAGGUGAAUGUGGACCCAAGGACUCUGGAAGUAAGGACAAGACGAGUGCCUUGAGUCUCAGCAACGUUGCUGGAGUCUUCUACAUUCUGGUUGGAGGCUUGGGCUUGGCCAUGCUGGUGGCUUUGAUAGAGUUCUGUUACAAGUCCAGGGCAGAGGCAAAGCGAAUGAAGCGCUGGAGUGCAGGGCGCUGUACAGUAGGUGAAGUGUGCCAAACAAAUAACAGUUCCCUGUUCCGAGGAGCUUACAGUCUAAAGGCACAGCCGGUACAAUACAGAACAAUGCAAUACAGAACAAACACAGAAUGAACAGAGAAUGGUCUAUGGUCAUUAUAGCUGGAACGCUUCAAGGAAUAGCUGACCUUUUCUGAAGCCAUAAGAAAUAAAGCCAGAUUAUCCAUCACAGGGAGUGUAGGAGAAAACGGCCGUGUAUUAACUCCCGACUGCCCGAAGGCCGUACACACUGGAACUGCAAUUAGACAAAGUUCAGGAUUGGCUGUAAUUGCAUCGGACCUACCAUAAAAACCAAAAAAACAAAUGAGUGCCUUAAUUAACUGUGUUGGUGACUGAUGGGAACACAGCACAGACUAUAACGACAUGGGAGUGUCAUUGAUGAACUAAUAUUUGGGCUGAGAAUUGGGAAGUACGUCCAAAUGCGCAAGAUAUCAUCAGCAACAAAGUGUGCAUGAGCUCAGCUCGGAAACCCAAACUCAGAUUUUAUAUCAGGAAAAUUCAUAAUUUAGUUUUGUUGGUGGGAGGAGGGCUGGGAUGGGUAUAUUAACAGCAACAAAUUUCACUUGAGUGGACUUAAAACUAAUAAGACUUGCCAAUUAGCGCAUUAAACUGUGAAGAACAUGGUCAGAAAGGACAACGUUUUGCUCUUUAUCUUGGCAAAGUGGGGAAAAUAGCUAUAGAAAUCAAUGAACAUGAUAACCUGUGUCUCCAGAACAUCAAUAUAUACAAUGGAAGAAUAUCCAGCUGUGGAAAUGAAUCACUAAACUGUGAUAAGAAAAUAAUAAAUAUGUAAAUCCUGUGAAAAAAAAUAAAGGAAUUAUUUACAUUUUCUUUGAAAAAAAAGAGGAAUAUUGAAACAUGCUUGCUUUUUAACUGAUGUAAAUUCGGUAGAGGACAACACAAUUCUUUUUUCUAACCAUCUUAGGGAACAAUUCAUUGCAAUAAUUGAUAUAAAAUGCCAUCACUGUAACAAAAUUCAGAGACUUCUUUUUAUAAAAGUUAUUGGUCAUCCUCUUGUUUGCUGUUACCUUCAUACUGUUACAUCAUUCUGUGUUCCACAGAUUUGCAUCUGUCUAACUACAAGAAAAACAAAAAAAAUGUUUAGAGUACAUCGUCAGUCUGCAGUGUAGAAUCAAAAGAGACUACGGGUCACUCAUGUUACAAAUAUUAUUUAUAAUCUUGUUCUGUGUAAAAUACUGUGGUUUUUGUACCCACCAAAAAGAAUAAAACAACAA